AUGACUGACAUCAAACUAAAAAUCAAAGACAUUUUAAGGUUUAACGGGAAUAUAUACACCGUGCAAGCCGAGGAACCUAUUAAUUUAGAAGAAAGAGGGGCCGUAAAUAGUGUUAAUUUUACUUAUGACAAUAAUUUAACCAUUGGCGAAACUAUUACUAUUCACGGAAUUGAUUUAAAUGAUCCGGAAAAUAGCCGGAUAACCACAAAUAAUGGAAUUAGCAAUUGGGAUAUUGGGCGGUUUACGAGAAUUACGCGGUGUUUUGUAGCUAGUGAGGAAAAUAUUCCCUUAGACCAAAGCACACUCUAUCUCAGUAACGAAAGUUUUGAAAAUGUUGUUUUUCCCGCUAUCCGAGAAUAUAUAAGAAACCACCCGGGAGAAUUUAGAUUAGGAGAAGGUAAACACGAAAAUUUUCUGCCCGGAACCGCCCGACCAUGGUGGUCUCCGGAAAUUCCGGGAGACGGAACUGACGCCUCUCCGUGGCAAGAUUGCCAACCAGCCGGAGAAAUUUAUCCGGGUAGACCGCGCACUUACACUAUUGAAAAUGACCUUUGUGGUUAUCAUCGAUGGAUAAAUAGAGGAAACCAAGAUAUUUUGGUAAUUGACCGCGAAGAAGUGGCUAGCCAACGCCGGUUUUUGUCUCGGCUAGAAGCCCAAGCCCACGCGGAACCAAUUAACAUUUUUACCGAACUACAAGAAUUAGUUUUACUGGAUGCUAAUGCUGCCGUAGAAACCAUAAUUCAGCAAGCCGAGCGGAAUAUUAAGCAGGAUAACGAUGAGAGGGAGAAAGUUAGCUCCGAGGAGGGGAAAAAAAUGUCCGACAAGCCUGAACAACCUGUCCCCGCCGAAGUUUUUAGCCACCAAAAGAAUCAAUUAUUAGCCCAAGAAAAAGAAUUAGCCUACCAAAAAAUUGCCCAGUUACUGAAAAAAUAUAACCUAGAAACCGAAAAUUUGGCCCCAGAAUGGCAAAAUUGA
This is a messenger RNA of Funneliformis geosporum, 975 nucleotides long. Lineage: Eukaryota; Fungi; Glomeromycota; Glomeromycetes; Glomerales; Glomeraceae. The record is from the annotation of a GenBank genome assembly.